Molecule: messenger RNA, 1212 nt
Organism: Thermothelomyces thermophilus ATCC 42464
Lineage: Eukaryota; Fungi; Ascomycota; Sordariomycetes; Sordariales; Chaetomiaceae
Exons: 3
Coding region: 1-1212 (403 amino acids)
Source: RefSeq, a predicted model, not a curated record
AUGGGGAAAGAACCCUCGGGCUUCACCAUCCCGGGCUUCAUAUGCCUGGCGCCUUCGAUCUACGUGCAAGAUGCGCGACUGACCGGGGACGGUUACUCCGCCGGCGGCGGCGGCGGCGGCGGCGAGGCGAUGUUCUCUGGCUCCUCCUUUUGUCUCCCCCUGGGCCCGGCCGCGCAACCGAGCAGCCGGAGGCCCGACACUGCUCCGCCCGACCUCAUCGUCAUCACCUCCUGGACGGGCGCGGCGGCCAAGCACGUCGCCAAGUACACGUCCGCCUACAACGCACUCUACCCGGGCGUGCCCAUCCUGCUCAUCACCACCGCCGUCUCGGACCUGGUGCUGCGCUCCACCAAACAGAAGCUCAAAGCGCUGGCCCCGGCCGUCGCCUACCUGCUCUCCGAGGAACCCGCCGCCGGCGCCCCCUACCCGGCUCGCACGGCCUCCUCCUCCUCCUCCUCCUCCUCCCCUUUCUCGUCGGCCUUCCCGUCCCAGCCGUACCAUUACGUGACCGGCCAUCCUUACCAACCACCACCAGCACCCCUCCAAGUCACCACCGUCAGCGCCAACACCACCAGCCCGACGAGACCCCGCUUCUCCUCCCUCCUCCUGCACGCCUUCUCCGAGGGGGGCGCGCACAAGGCCGUCCUGCUGGCGCGCGCGUACCUCUCGACAGCCACAGCCGCCGCCGCAGAACUGCCCGUGCACGCGCUGAUCCUGGACUCGACGCCGGGGACAUCAGCAUCGCUGACGCGGCUGGCCAACGGCGUCGCGCGCGCCCUGCCCCCGGGGACGCCCCGGCUCGUGGCGCGCGGGGUCGCCGCCGGUCUGGUGGGCGUGUCGGCGGCGGACGAGGUCGUCUGGUGGCGGGACGUCCACCGGCACGCCGUCGAGAGCGCAGCGGCGAGACCUGCUUCUUCUUCGUCUUCUUCUUUUUCCGUUGAUGCUGCUGCUGCUGCUGGGCUAGAGGAGGAGGAGAAGGGGGGUGGUGGUGGUCCUGGGGUGGGAAGCCUGGUGGUCCGGUUCAAGCGGACCGGGCACUGCGCGCAUGCAAAGGGCGCGGUGAACGGGGCGGUCUACUGGACCGCCGUGCGCAGGACGUGGGAGAUGCGGGUGGACGGGGGGAUGGGGUUGAGGAUGGGGUUGGGGAGGAGGCUGAGCCUGGAUUCUCUGUGUCUGCAGGAGGAGGAGGAUGAUGAGGGGUUGCAAUUGUGA